Molecule: messenger RNA, 1377 nt
Organism: Chinchilla lanigera (long-tailed chinchilla)
Lineage: Eukaryota; Metazoa; Chordata; Mammalia; Rodentia; Chinchillidae
Product: 2-oxoglutarate dehydrogenase, mitochondrial-like
Biological process (GO): tricarboxylic acid cycle
Cellular component (GO): mitochondrion; oxoglutarate dehydrogenase complex
Molecular function (GO): thiamine pyrophosphate binding; oxoglutarate dehydrogenase (succinyl-transferring) activity
Source: RefSeq, a predicted model, not a curated record
AUGAAAGAAACAAAGCAACAUGAUGCCUCAGAAAUUGAUUAUUGCCCAAGGGAUGAGGUCAUGAGCACCAUAGUAGAGGAAAGUCUCAGACAAAAUGAAAGCCGUCAGAGGCUGACGUCAACGCAGGCGCCAGAAGUGCCUCCUGGGAGAGUGGCCCUGGCGGCCAUAGUGGCAGAGGCAGCGGAGAAGGUAGCGGUGGCCCAUGGAGUGCUACUUCAAAGAGAAAGAGUACCUCCUCGGAGUCAUCCCAGUGGUGGCUGCCAUAGAACACUUGAUAUUGUGCCAAACAAUCCACUACUGCUAGGAAAGAGACCACCAGUGCUAGACAGACCUGGUGAAGGAAGCUACAGUACAUAUUACAGUGAUGUUGCUUAUCAAGAAUACAAUGAAGGCCGCAGUACUUCUCAUGAUGGAAGAAACGGUCCAUCUCAGAGAGGAGAUGAAUCUGGUUAUCGAUGGUCCUGUAAUGUUGAUUACCAAGAGGAUGAAGAGCACUACAGUUUUUCUCAUGAUGGAAGAAGUGGUCCACCUGAGAAAGGAGAUGAGGCUGGUUAUCAAGACAACACGGCCCAGUGCAUCCUCGACCAGUUCAUCUGCCCUGGCCAGGCCAGUUGGGUGUGGCAGAAUGGCAUCUUGCUGCUGCUGCCACAUGGCAUGGAGGGCAUGGACCCAGAGCACUCCUCCACCUAUCCGAAGUGCUUCCUGCAGAUGUGCAAGGACGACCCAGAUGUCCUGCCUGACCUUGGGGGAGCCAACUUGGACAUGAGCCAGCUGUAGGGCUGCAACUGGGUGGUCCUCAACUGCUCCAUGCCCGGCAACUUCUUCCACGUGCUGCGCUGGCAGAUCCUGCUGCCCUUCCAGAAGGCGUUAAUUUCCUUCACGCCCAAAUCCCCUCGCCACCCCAAGGCUAGAACCAACUUGGAUGAGAUGUUUGCAGGAACUCACUUCCAGCGGGUGAUUCCGGAUGACAGCUCCACGGUGCAGGACCCCAGCCCGGUGAAGGGGCUUCUCUUUUGCACCAACAAGGUGUACUAUGACCUCACCCAGGAGGGCAAGGCCAGGGGCAUGGCCAAGCAGGUGGCCAUCUUGAGGAUCGAGCAGCUGUCGCCAUUCCCCUUUGAACUCCUGCUGAAGGAGGCACAAAAUUACCCCGGCACCGAGCUGUUGUGGUGCCAGGAAGAGCACAAGAACCAGGGCUGCUACGACUACGUGAACCCGCAGCUCCAGACCACCAUCGACUGCGCCAAGCCCGUCUGGAACGUUGGCAGUGACCCAGCCGCUACGCCGGCCACCGGCAAUAAGCAGACUCAACUGAUGGAGCUGCAGAGCUUCCUGGACAUGACUUUCGAUCUGGACGCCUUCAGGAAAUUCUCUUAG